Heterocephalus glaber (naked mole-rat) is the source of this 1329-nucleotide messenger RNA. Lineage: Eukaryota; Metazoa; Chordata; Mammalia; Rodentia; Bathyergidae. The record is from RefSeq and is a predicted model, not a curated record.
GCGCCCCGGAUCACGCGGGCGGGGACCCGCGACCCUCGCGGCCCGUACUCGGCUGGGGAGGCGGCGACAGCGCCGGGAGCCCCCGCAACCCCCACACCCGGGACGGGCCCCCACUUCCUCCCGCGCCCGGCUCCUCCUCCCGCGGCUCCGCCCCGGCCCCAGACGCAGCGCCCCGUCGACCCCGCCCCGCGCCCCACUGCCCCCGGCUCGGGAGGCUCGGCCGGCUGCCGAGGAGCGCAGUGGGCCCCUCGUGCGCCCCGCCAUGGCCCGCUCUCUGCUGCUGCUGCCGCUCUCGCUGCUGCCGCCGCCCGGCGGCGCCUUCAACCUGGACGCCGACAGCCCGGCCGAGUACGCUGCCCCCGAGGGCAGCUACUUCGGCUUCGCCGUGGACUUCUUCGCGCCCAGCGCGUCCUCGAUGUUUCUUCUGGUGGGCGCCCCCAAAGCCAACACCACCCAGCCCGGCAUCUUGGAAGGAGGGCAGGUGCUCAAAUGUGAUUGGUCCUCCAGCCGCCACUGCCAGCCAAUUGAAUUCGACUCAACAGGCCUGAAGGGGGAGAAGUUAGCAGAAUCCAAGGACAGAGGACGAGGUGGAGAGAGCCAUGGGACAGGGCCAUGGCUUGUGUCCAAGGGCAGCAGCCCUCCCCACACGACCGGAAGGGACAGCAGGGAGUGUUCGUCAGCUUUCUGCUGCUGAGACAGAAUACCAGGUUGGUCAGGUUUGAAGGAGGAAAGGUUUAUUUUGACUCAUGUUUUCAGAGGUUCCAGUCUGUGGUUGCUUGGCCCUGUGACUUGGGUCCUGUGACGAGGUGGAACAUCAUGGCGUGGAUGUGGUGGUGCAGCCGGGAGCAAGGAGAGACAGAAGGUCCCAGUGUCCUCUUGGCCAGCAGAAACCCAGGGACCCAACUUCCUUCCACCAGGCUGCACCUCUUCAAGGUUCCACAUUUCCCAGUGGCCCCACAGGCUGGCAUCCAAGGCUUUAGCAUGGGGGUAUUGGGGGGCAUUUAUUAUCCACUGGAGAUGGAUGGGCUAACGACCUUGACCUCUCUCCUUUCAGUUCUCUGGGUCUCCUGUGGGCACAUUCCAGCCUCAGCUUUGCCUGGGCUGUCUCAUCUGUCUAGAACGUUUCUCUCCCAGAGGCCCAUUGGGUUGUCUCUGUCGCCAUCUUGGACACAUGCUCUAAAGUCACCUUCUCAGGAAUGCUCUAGCCAUCUUAUUUCCUUCAUACUUCCUUCUUCUCUGCUGUAUUUUUCCCUAUAGUACUCACACUGCUAUGUAAUUUACUCAUUUAUUUUUAGUGAAGAGAAUAAAUCCUCUCUCUCAGAAUUUAAA